Aethina tumida (small hive beetle) is the source of this 1359-nucleotide messenger RNA. RefSeq lists its product as uncharacterized. Bases 110 to 1285 code for a protein of 391 amino acids. The record is from RefSeq and is a predicted model, not a curated record. The transcript is spliced from 8 exons. NCBI's taxonomy places the organism in Eukaryota, Metazoa, Arthropoda, Insecta, Coleoptera, Nitidulidae.
UAUCUUAUCUUGAUAGGGUCAUUUGGUUGUCAAUCAGUUCCGUACCGCUUAAAUAUGUGUCGGUUCAAUAUUUAAAAAAAAUUGACGAAAUUCGUGAUAGUUUUGAGUGAUGAGAGUGGUGUGUGGUUAUCAUGUUCGCAGUAUCACUGCAGCUACAUGGACUAUUAUACAAACAUUAUUUCACCUAGCAUGGGCUAUACCCGGAUAUUAUGCAUAUUUAUGUAGUGUAGUACCUUCUCAUUAUUUAAUAGUAUUUGUAUAUCUCACAUAUUUUUACAAAAAAUCAUGUGGAGAAGUUCAUCUCGACGACGAGCGUAUAUUCGUCAUAAAAGAUCUGAAAACAAAUUAUAGUAAUAGUAGUAUUAGUAGGAGAAAUUUUGUAAAGGCGGGUGAUUAUUCCUUAUAUGAAAUAUUAGAAGAAGUACUGAGGGAAGGAAAAUUUUCAGAAGAAGGCAGUGCUGCUUAUAGGACGAGUGUGUAUAUUAAAAUAUUUAUUGUAACAGAUUUUAUAUGGAUUGUAACUGCAAUACUUUUAAUUGUAGGGAGUUUAAUGGCUGUAAGAAAACACUGGGCAGUGAUAUUAUAUGCCCCAUACGUAGUGUGUACUGGGGUCAUAUCCAUAAUUGAUGUCAUUGCCGCCGUUCAUUUCGGAUUCGACUUGUUGACAAUAAAGAGUUUCACAACAUGGUUGAAGUUUGUCGGCGUAACCAAUUCCCAAGAUUUCGAACACUUAAACGGCAGUUUGGGAUGGAUAGGUCCGGCAAUUCCGACCAUAAUCCUCAUAGUGCUCUGUUUAAGACUUUUCGUAUUCUGGGUUCUUAACAUAUGUGUGUUUUAUGGAUCAGUGAGCCUCACUGCGGAGUCAUACGCCAAAGUGGAGCCCACCAGUCCAUCCGGCAGUGGUCGUACCUCCAGAAUCAGUUCCAGUACCAUACAGGGAGCAAACGAACUACGACUGAACUCAUCCGAGGCUCGAAUUCGCAAGUGGCAGCAAUUUUAUGGCGCUUCGUCCGCCGAAGCGUCUACUAGUACUAUUAGUACAAUUAACGAAGUGGACCACAACUCUAAUAGUAGGAGUAGUAUUAUAGCACAUAGUGCAAGAAAAAAGGUUGUUGUAAGCGAACCAAUUGAGAAGAGCACGGUCAACCGCAAAACAAGUAACGAAUCGUCUAAAUAUUAUGAUGCGUCCAGUUUUCCCUGGUCGUAUGGGAAACUUCCUGAAAAUAGAUACUCGAGACCAAGUAGUAGCGAAGACGAUAGUAGAAUAGCUAGUACUGCGUUAUAAUUCUAAAAAUCGAACUGAAGAAUAAUUUUAUAUACAUGUUAUUUUAAUUUUUUAAUACACUAUUUUUUUUUUAA